This is a messenger RNA of Amblyraja radiata (thorny skate), 2502 nucleotides long. RefSeq names its product UDP-Gal:betaGlcNAc beta 1,4- galactosyltransferase, polypeptide 6 (gene b4galt6). Gene Ontology annotation, cellular component: Golgi apparatus. The record is from RefSeq and is a predicted model, not a curated record. Lineage: Eukaryota; Metazoa; Chordata; Chondrichthyes; Rajiformes; Rajidae. Bases 221 to 1366 code for a protein of 381 amino acids. The transcript has 9 exons. Gene Ontology annotation, biological process: glycosphingolipid biosynthetic process; carbohydrate metabolic process. Gene Ontology annotation, molecular function: UDP-galactose:glucosylceramide beta-1,4-galactosyltransferase activity.
CUCUGCUCGAGGACGCGGACGACGCCGCUCGUCGCGCGAGGUGCCCCCUCCCCCUCCCCCUCCCGCUCCCGCCCGGGGCUCGAGCAGCGUCGUCGUCCUCCCGCGGCGGGCGGACAGACGGAGAGAGAUAGAGAGACGGCCCGGGCCGGCCACCAUGCCCCCUCCGCACUGUUAACUCCUCCCCCCUCCCCCCCCCGUGUGGAGCGGAGCCGGCGGCAGGAUGCUGAAGAGACUGGUGCGGCUCUCCAACCGUUCCUUCUUCGCCUUCAUCUUCCUCUUCUCGCUCUCCUCCUCCUGCCUCUACUUCAUUUAUGUGGCGCCCGGGAUAGCAAAUACUUACCUCUUCAUGAUGCAAGCACAAGGCAAAAUGUUGAGGGACAACGUGCGAACUAUUGGCAUCCUCAUUCGAGACCGAUACACCAAGAGAAACAGUACGCUGAAUGGCACAGAUUAUCUGGAAGGGUAUAAUUCAAGUGAGUACCUCGGUCAGGGCGGAACAUAUCUUCCAGAAGACUUCACGUAUUCUCCAGGCUUGCCUUGUCCAGAAAGGUUGCCGUCAAUGAAGGGCCUCAUUGAGGUUAACAUGACUGAAAUCAGCAUGGAAGAAAUCCAGCAAUUAUUUUCACAAGAUUUAGCAAUCAAAUAUGGAGGCCACUGGAAGCCGGGUGACUGUAAAGCCCGUUGGAAGGUGGCAAUCCUCAUUCCAUUCCGCAACCGUCACGAACACCUCCCAAUUCUAUUCCGUCAUCUGGUUCCAAUGCUUCAGAGACAGCACGUUCAGUUUGGCUUCUAUGUCAUUGAACAGGCAGGUAACUAUCCCUUUAAUCGUGCAAUGCUUUUCAAUGUUGGCUUUGUGGAGGCUAUGAAAGAUCUGGACUGGGACUGCCUUAUUUUCCAUGACGUUGAUCAUAUACCAGAAAGUGACCGCAACUAUUAUGGGUGUGGGCAGAUGCCACGCCAUUUUGCAUCAAAGCUAGACAAAUACAUGUACAUCCUUCCGUACAACGAAUUCUUUGGUGGAGUUAGUGGUCUAACAGUGGAACAGUUCAGAAAAAUCAAUGGGUUUCCCAAUGCUUUCUGGGGAUGGGGUGGAGAAGAUGAUGAUCUCUGGAGAAGAGUUCUUUACGCAGGGUACAAUGUGACAAGACCAGAAGGAGAUCUGGGAAAGUACAAAUCUAUACCCCACCACCAUCGAGGGGAGGUACAAUUUUUAGGCAGAUAUAAAUUGUUGAGGUAUUCUAAGGAACGUCAACCUCUGGAUGGGUUGAACAACUUGAAGUACACUCCAAAUAUAACCCUGCACUUUUUGUACAAAAACAUAACUGUGAAUCUUACGCCAGAUUUGGCACCUGUGGCCGAUGAUUAAAGAGGAUGGGACUACCUUGAAUUUUAACAGCUGUAUCUUGGACUAUUAUGGAUUUUAUUUUUAGUUCUGGCGCUUCAGUGAAAGGCUUAUGGGUCUUGAGAAACUGCCAAGGCACCUUGGAUGUGGAUGUCUCAAUGACGGCUUGAGUCCUGAAAUUCGAACAGCUGAUUGUUAUCUGCAUGUGCGUGCAAUAGCUUUGCCAAUGAGUUCAUCGAGCAUUGUGUGAGAACGAGAGAGCGCAUCGUCACUCUGAAGUCGAGGGGCUUCCAGCCAGGCUGCUCUCCUUAAGUCGUUUUAUUAGCUUUCUCGUCGUGAUCAGCUGCUCCUGUACAAAAACCCACUAGAAUUCACAUUUGUAGGUAGCACAUAACAUAUUGUAAUUUUUAGCUAAAAUGAAGGCUUAUGGUUCACUUAAAAUAAUGCUAUGGAUUUGUAAAUAUACUGUAAAAUUGUGCACUUUGCCGCUCUUUUUUAUACUAUGGAACUAAUGCAUUUGUGAUGUUCCUUUUAAAAAGGAAGUUUAUAAAUAUAUGUAUGUAUGUAACUUGGCAUGUAAGAACAAAAUGUACAUAGUCUCAGAUGACACAUUCACUUUCCACACUAUAAUGGAAAGAAUUCCAAUGGUCUGGUCUCUGGUAGCUAUAACUACACCUGGUUACAGUAAGGUUAUCUAAUCACUCAGUCACAUAACCUAGUUAUGAUUUGGAAAAUACUUUUGAAAGUAAGAUUAAUUUAGCUUUAAGAUUAUUUUCAAUAUGGGGUGGUGCUCCCCCAAUGACGUGCUUGCAAAAAAGAAGCUGAGAGGUACGUUCCCCCCCCCCCCCCCAUCCCGUCCUUGGAUGAAAGUAAACUAGCAGCUAAACUAAAAUGGCAUAUUUGUAGGGUAUUGUGUGUGCGUAUGCGUGCUGAUUUCAGCAAUUCUUCUGAAACCACUGGUGUUCUCAUUUGCCCGAGUAAACCCUAUAACUCACAAGACCUCCAUUACCCCGCAGAAUGCCUGCUUGUUUCACCACUCGCAUUUACAUUUGUAAAUUCGCAACGCUUGAGUUGCCAUUUGCAAUGCAGAUCCCAUCUUGCAACGGAUGCAUUGUAAAAUGUAAGUGUACGCCGACAGUUAUAAAAGAAUGGAGUGAGUA